Molecule: messenger RNA, 1338 nt
Organism: Momordica charantia (bitter melon)
Lineage: Eukaryota; Viridiplantae; Streptophyta; Magnoliopsida; Cucurbitales; Cucurbitaceae
Source: RefSeq, a predicted model, not a curated record
AGAGAAUUACAAAGCCAAAGCCAAAGCCAAAUCCACGCAAUUUUUACUACAAAAAGACAACCAAAGAUUCUAAAUCGAAACCCCUCACGUCAAGUAAAGCUCCACCCUCCACAGACCACAACCAAGCUAAUAGCUAUCCUUUCGUUUUCCCCAAUUCAAUUUCUUCUUCCCCUGUAAGCAAUUCAAGAGAGGGAAAGCGACUUCUGUUUCCCUUUUGGACUAGUCGAGAUCCGAUCCUUCUUGGGUUUGAAAAUUUUUGGACUCAUAUGUUUGUCUCUGGUGUUUCCACUAUUUUAGAGAGAGAAAAGAGUGAGAAAACGGGGUUUUUAGAGCAAAAGGAGGGGAGAUCUCAAUACCCAUUUCGUUUUUGCUUGUGAUUUUUGGUUUGGGCUUUUCAUCAAACAGAUGGUGGGCAUUUUCUCAAGGUUUUCUUCUAGCAGAGCAGGCCAUCGACGAGCUCAGAGCGCUCUUGAUGGGAGAGAAGUACUGCCUCCGAACCCGGAGAGCGUUGGCGUAACUGCAACCUCUGCUGCUGCUUCUCAUGGAAUUGAAGUAGCAGUAGAGUUCAAGCCUGUUGAACACCCAGUCGAGCCUCUGGAAAACGACAGGCCAAUUCAGUGCCCAUUGCCUGAACCAUCAAUUCUGAAUGAUGGCACAAUAUGGAAGCAGCGAUCUGCGAGUAUGCGUAAACUGGCAGAUUUGCCUGUGAUGAAGGAAGCUGAAGUUGGCGAGACAAGACCACAGGCGACACGGCCAAAUCGCUUGAUCUUACCAUCGAUCAGUGCUCCCGAACGUAACAUCCUAAACCUACUCGAGGAAUCUGGGAUAUAGAACAGCUAAUUACUUAUCCUUUGGAAUUUAAAGUUCCCCAUACAGUAUUUUUUUUCAAGUUUAUCUCCUCCCUCCAUCCAAUUUUUUCCCUUCAUUGUUUUUUUUCCAUGUACAAUGCCCCAUGUCACAGGUUCAGCGUUUACAUAAUAUAUAUUAAAAAGAUUAGUCUUCAAAUCUUCAACUCUCUGUGUUCAGUCUAUUAGUUCUGUUGUUCCGGUACUAAAAGACUUCUUGCAACGUGUUGAAGACUGAAAGGACAAUACUUUCCUACUCGCUCAAAUUUUUGAUAAACAGGAAAAGAGAGGAGAGGAAGCAAGAGCAAGGAAGUAUUGUUCAGCUCGAAAUAUGAAAGCGUACGAGGACUGCUCGGGCUUUCGAGAGUUUAGAGGAAGCAGGGGAAGCCAAUUAAUGUUAGGUAAGUGUAACUACCAGCACAUGGCUACGAAAGUUUGAAAGGAUUAGAGUUUCAAUUGAUGAAUGGAAACAUAGUAGAUGGAUUUUGCUGGA